UUGCACUUUCCCCCUCUUUUUUUUGCAAUAUAUCUAUUUUGCAGUUGCUUUUCAAAACUCAUCUCCUCUCUUCAUCAGAAAUGGCUGAAGAUCAUCCUCUCUCUAUGGUGACUUGCACAGCCCCAAUCAACAUUGCUGUCAUUAAAUAUUGGGGAAAACGGGACGAAAAACUCAUCCUGCCCAUUAAUUCUUCCCUCAGCGUCACGCUGCACCAAGAUCAGCUCAAAACAACCACAACGGCGGCCAUCAGCCGGGAUUUCACUGAGGAUCGCCUUUGGCUCAAUGGCAAGGAAAGCGAUAUUGGGCACCCGCGUCUCCAGUCCUGCCUCCGGGAGAUUCGCCGGCUGGCAAGGAAGCGCCGCAGUGGGGACAACAAGGGCACCGGCGGCGGAGAGUCUUCCCCGCUCAGCCUGACCUACAAGGUCCACAUUGCUUCAGAGAACAACUUCCCUACCGCGGCCGGGCUGGCGUCUUCAGCUGCUGGGUAUGCCUGUUUGGUCUAUACCUUGGCCAAGCUGUAUGGUGUGGAGGGCGACCUCUCCGAAGUGGCCCGCAUGGGCUCCGGAAGCGCCUGCCGCAGCAUGUUUGGGGGCUUCGUCCAGUGGAUAAUGGGAGAAGAUGCCGAUGGCAAGGACAGCAUCGCCGAGCAGGUGGCACCGGAGACACAUUGGCCGGAGAUGCGGAUCUUGAUCUUGGUGGUGAGUGCGGAGAAGAAGCCAAUUGGCAGCACAGCCGGGAUGCAGACCAGCGUUGAAACGAGUCAUCUUUUGAAGCAUCGGGCCGAGAAGCUGGUUCCAGAAUACAUGGUGCAAAUGAUGCGGCACAUCCAGCGACGGGACUUUGAGGCUUUCGGGGAGCUGACCAUGAAGGACAGCAACCAGUUCCACGCCACGUGCUUGGACACCUUCCCGCCCAUCUUCUACCUCAACGACGUCUCCAAGCAGGUGGUGCGCCUGGUGCACCGCUUCAAUGACCACUAUGGCAAAACCAAGGUCGGGAUACCACUGCUUCUGUGUCCAUUCAGGUUCCUGAAAGGCCUUCCAGUGGAGGCAGUGACGCCGCCUGAAGAAUUGCUCUCAGCCGUUGUGAAGGAUCCAGCACCAGGCGCCAUCCAGUAUCUGUUGCUCACCAAGCCUGGACCUGGGCCGGCAGUGGUGGAUGAUGGAAGCUGUCAUCUCUUGGGGCUGGAUGGACAGCCGCGAAACAGCAGUGGCUGAAUCAAUGGCGGACUUGGGUUGCCCUUGGUGCCACUUGUGAAUGAGACAAAUAAGGGAAAAGCUGCCUUUUUGUGGGAAAUUACUGACAUAAUGGAUAUUGGACAUUAUAUGUUGAUCGUGUGGACUUUCAGAUCAUGUUCAACUCUUAACUCCUAACAGACCAAAUCAGGAGAGACGAAGAAUGCUGGAUGUUAUAGUCAAACAAUAUCUGGAGGGAAGGAAAUGGCAAAGUCCUUCUGAACAAACCUUGCUGAGAAAGCCAAAUGAUAAGGUCUUGAUUCCCAUUUCUUUUAACUUGUGAUUCAUCCUUAUACGAGGGGCAUUGAUGAAAGAUUUCCCCUGACCCACUUCCUGUGGACUGAGAGCAAUGAAACUUGGCCCAGUUCUGAGUCCUUCUCUCGAUGGGUGCCACCUCAGGACACACACUUCUUUCAUCUUUUGAAGCAACUUUCAACACCUUGCUUGUAGAAGUUGAUAGGUAAAGGUAAAGGUUUUCCUCUGACAUUAAGUCCAGUCAUGUCUGACUCUGGGGAUUGGUGCUCAUCUCCAUUUCUAAGCCAAAGAGCUGGCAUUGUCCGUAGACACUUCCAAGGUCAAAUGGACGGCAUGACUGCAAGGAGCGCCAUUACCUUUCUACUGGAGCGGUACCUAUUGAUUUACUCACAUUUGCAUGUUUUUGAACUGCUGGGUUGGCAGAAGCUGGGGCUAACGCCACUCCCCGGAUUUGAACCUGCAACCUUUCAGUCGACAAGUUCAGCAGCUCAAUGCUUUAACCCACUGCGCCACCGGGGGCUCCUCGUAGAAGUUGAUAGGUUGCUCCAAAAACCAUGUUAUGACUUCGGAAAUCAGGGUCUCAUCACCUGAGAAAUGCUUGCCCUUCAAAAAUAACUUCCUUGUUGGGAAGAGGUGGAAGUCCGAUGGUGUGAGGUCGGGUGAAGAAGGGGGAUGCAAGAGAAUGUCAAAGCUAGAGGAGAGCAUGCUUCUUCCAUUUGGGCAACAAGUGAAUUGUGAAUGGGUGCAUUGUCUUGCAGAAGGUGGACACCUUUGAGGAGCAUGCCACAUUCCCUUUGGUUUGGAUGGCCUCCCGCAAUGAAGCCUAGUCUGCCCCAGUGAUCCAGGUCCCCUUUGCUAGGAAAUCCACCCAUACUACUCUGUGCUGGUCCCAAAAUACUGUGAGCAUGACCUUGCCUGGUGAGAGUUGGGCACGUGCCUUCUUUGGAGGCAGGGAGUCAGGAUGCUUCCAUUGCAUUGACUGGACUUUAGUCUCAGGAUCAGAGUGAUGGACCCAGCUUUCACCUUGUGUGAUCAGUCUGUUGAAAAAGUCCUUCUGGUUUCCAUGGCACAUCAUUGACAAUAGACACAGUGAGCAAUCGGCUCAUUCCUACAUCUGGAAAGGUGUGAGCAGCCGGGAAGCAGCGAGCGGAUCCUUUAUGCAUGGGAAGAUGGUCUUGGAUGAUUUUUUUCCACAGACCCCACACUCAUCUUGACAUUUUGAGCUAUGUGGUGAAUGGUUAUGUGGUGAUUUUCCAAAAUGGUGACCUCCACUUGCUGGAGAGU
Anolis sagrei ordinatus is the source of this 2774-nucleotide messenger RNA. The record is from RefSeq and is a predicted model, not a curated record. NCBI's taxonomy places the organism in Eukaryota, Metazoa, Chordata, Lepidosauria, Squamata, Anolidae.